AUGGAGCAGCCUGUCCGUCGUCAUCCGCGCUUGCCUGUGUCGCUGCUGUUGCUCGCAAGCAUGGCGAGCAUCUUGCUGAUCACUGUCUAUAUCAACAGUAGACUCAUCGGGAACUCCUCCAUCGGUCUCAGCGACAGUUUCGAUGCCUUUCGGUCCAGGACGAACAAUCUACGGCUUCAAACCGGAGCUAAUGUCGACGACUCAGCAUUCAAGAGUACACCCGUGCAUCCAGAGUCUCAAUUCUACAAGCGCGGACAGAACUUCGACGCAAGCGUGAGUCGCGACCGCGGUAUCAUGAUCUGUAUGCACGACGGGGUACUGGACAUGGGAUUGUCACUUAUUCGGGAGCUGCGCUGCCUUGGCAACCAAGAGCUCAUUCAGAUUUAUCACUGCGGAGAAGAUGAAUUGUCAAAGAGAUCUGUCAGCCUACUGUUCAGUCUUGACGACCGCGUUGAACUUGUGGACGUGUGCUCCGAUCUUUCAUCGCGAAACAUAUUCGACACGUGA
Messenger RNA from Phytophthora nicotianae INRA-310, 507 nucleotides. RefSeq lists its product as hypothetical. The transcript is spliced from 2 exons. Gene Ontology annotation, cellular component: Golgi apparatus. Gene Ontology annotation, biological process: protein O-linked glycosylation. The record is from RefSeq and is a predicted model, not a curated record. Gene Ontology annotation, molecular function: alpha-1,3-mannosyltransferase activity. Lineage: Eukaryota; Oomycota; Peronosporomycetes; Peronosporales; Peronosporaceae. Bases 1 to 507 code for a protein of 168 amino acids.